UAAUUCUGCCAGUGAAAAAGACGCAGCAGCCACAACAAUAAUACAGCGGAGCUCCAGCGGCUGGAAACCAGAUAAGUGUGCGAAUUCAGCGCUCAGUUCUCAGGUUAACGAACAGAGGCGGCCCGCUGCUGUCGCCUGGAGGAGAAUAAUUCUUUGCGGAGCUGAAUCCGGGCGCCAUGUUAGUCUGUGACCGCAGAUACAAGCUGCUGUCGCUGUAGGAGGGGAAGCUAGCUGCUGCUCCGUUAGCUCGUCGACACCGAGCCUCCUCCGGUUCGGCUCUCCGGUUCAUGUCACUGGGCUCCGGUACCGCGGGCCGCCAUGGAGAGCCUCUACAAGCGGAAGAUGUUCGCCUCGAUGCGGAAGACCAAAGUGGCCGCGUCGAAGAAGCGGCAGAUCGGCCUGCCCGCUUCCAUCCUGGACGACAGUGACGAGGGCUCUUUCUCCUCCUCCUCGUCCUCCGGGUCCCAGUCCGACUUCCAGAGCUCCCCGGAGGAGGACAGCGAGCAGGAGGGCCGGGACCGCAGCGAGUCCGGGGCCACCUCCAGCGACGACAGCCGCUCCGUGACCCGCAGGAAGCGCUCGUUCCUGGGCGGCGAUGACAGCUCGUCGUCGUCCAGCGGCGGAGAGGAGGACGAGGAGGAGGAGGAGGAAGAGGAGGAGGACCGGAGCCAGCCCAAGAGGUCGGUGCAGCCCCGGAAGAGGAGCCGGCUGCAGCGGCAGGACGAGUCGGACUCGGACCAGGAGGAGAAGCGGAGGGAGGAGGCCGAGAAGGCGAAGAGGAGACAGAGACACAACAAGCUGCUGGCGCUGUCCCGGAGGAUGAAGGCCCGGGUCCCCAACCGGAGGAGGAGCCGCCUGAAGCAGGGCGGCGGAGACAGGGAAGAGUCUAAAGAAGCCGAGGAUGAGGCCGGCGGCGAUGAAGACAGAAACAAAGGAGAAGAAGAAGACGGCGACAAAAAGGAGGCUUCAGGAGGUAAAGAGGAGGAGAAAGAUGAGGAAGAGGAGAAGAACUAAAAGCUUCGUCUUAAAGACUCGCAGCUUUGUACAGUUUUCUCUCCUGCAGCACUUAAAGUGGAAAACACUUAAAAAUGUUGGAGGUUUUCUUAGUUUUUUCUUGCUGCUGCAGCAGAAACAUAAAGAGGACGUUCCUCUUUAAACUGACCUAUGGAUCUCUGGUUUAUUAGUGUUCAGUCCUGCUGAUCUGCUGACAUGUUGAUUUACAAACCCCAGAUUUCAGUCAUCUGUCAGCUAAAACUGUGCACUACCAACACUAAACUUAACAGAGCUCCACUACCAAACUAUCAAAAGUUUGGGGCCACUUAAAAAUGUCCUUAUUUUUGAAAGAAAAGCAGUUUUUUUCAGUGAAGAUAACAUUAAAUGAAUCAGAAACACAGUCUAGACAUUGUUAAUGUGGUAAAUGAAUGAAUGAAAGUGGGAGUUUUCAUGGAAAACAUGAACUUGUCUGGAUGACCCCAAACUUUUGAACAGUAGUGUACAUGUAGAGCAAAGAUAACCACAGCACUUUCAUUGACUUUAUUUUUUUGUUUUGUGUUGUGUUUUUUUAGGCUAGUGACCCAGACUCUAAAAGAAUCAUUUAGAAAGUUUAAUUUAGGUUCUGCUCAUGAAUUUCUAAACAUAUUUUCCUCCUGUUCGUUUACCAUCGACCAACUUUCAUCAGGUUUUUUCUCGCAUUAAAUCUGAGUAUAUUUGAUCAACAAUAUCUGAGAAAUUAUUAAAGAUAAAAACCAGAAAUUUUGUCUCUUAUUUCUCAUCAUGUCAUCGAUUCAGAAUCUGUAAUAUUGGACAAGUAGAUCAAAUAAUCUCUGAUUAUGGAGGAGAAGAAAUUAAAGCCAGAAAUGUGUAGGGAGGAGGUUGGGGUGGAUGGACGGGUCAACAAAACACUGGACUUUAACCAUCUGUAAUGUUGGACAAGUAGAUCAAAUAAUCUCUGAUUAUGGUUGAGUUAAAAUAUGAAACAGCAGGUUUCAUGUCAUUUUAGACAACUUCCUAAUGGACAGGUUUUGAGUAAUUUAAGGUAAAUUUUGUGCCAUUUUAAUGACUAAUUUAGCCUCAUUUUGGACACUUUUUGAGUAAUUUUGGAAACUGCACAUCAUUUAGGUCGGGUAAGACAUAAUUUGAUCUCUGAUUUGUCUGAUUUCUAUGAUAAAAUAUAGAUAUAUAUAAAGAUAUUUUUGAAUUUUUUUUUGUUUUGUAGUUAGAUUUUCUUUCACUGAAAUUUGAGUCUCAUUACAGACUGUUGCAGUAUCCAGUAGACUUUGUAGGGUACGUAUACUCGUCGGGUAGAUUGUCCUGUUUAACUACUACUUGUCUGAUAUUAUAGAUUCUGAAUUAAUGGCAUGAUGAGAAAUAACAGAAAAUUUCAGGUUUUUAUCUUUAAGAGUUCUUCAGAUAUUGUUGUUCAAACAGACUCAGAUUUAAAUGUGAGGAAAAACCUGCUGGUAGUGGGUCGAUGAGCAGUUUUUAAAAAAAAAAAAAAAUUAAAUAUAUAAAGCUAAAAUUUCACAAAUAUCUUCAUAAAUAUCCAGAUUUUAUGCUACAAAUAAUUUCAGGUAAAUCAGAGAUAGUUGAACAGUAAAUUUGAGGAUUUUUGACACAACAAAACUGUUAGAGUAAAAGUAUGUAAGUACAGUCAGAAGAAAGUAGUACGUACACUCGUGAGACUGUUACACUGUAGUAGAGUUUACUAUGUCGUUACUCAUUCAUUAAUGCAAAAGCAGGAUUUCAUCUCCUGAACCUUAAAGAAUCGAAACUGAUGUGUGGAACUGGGAUCUGAAGAUACCACCUGAGUCUUUUUUCGAGUUUUAAGGUGGAACUAUUUGAGUAGUAUGAGCCUUAAAGCUAGCUAGAUGUCAAACAUUUGCGAUGUUGGUUUUAUGUUAUUUUUGAACACUAUUCAGACGUUGUGAAGGUCUUCAUGGAUGUCAUGGAUCAAAUAAAUGACCUCGAACACGUCAGUAGAUCAGCAGGUGGCGCUAAAACCGGAGCAGCUCGCCGUCGUCCAUGUAGGAAACUGGAUUCUGUGUUUCGUGGAGCCGAGAAACUGAAACUCUUCUGGUUGAAACAUCGACUCGGCGCAUAUCCGGACUUCAGUAUCUGAGCUUCUAGUUGGAUUCCUGAUCGUUGAAAAGAAACUCUAAAGGUCUGGAUUGAGGCUCCUGCAGUAUUUAGAGACCUUCAGUAUAAAAGCUUCUGUUGCACUUUUCUGCUCUUUUAUUUACCCUUUAGUUUGAAUCGGGCUCUUCUCCGACGAUUUAUAUUCGAUGCAUCAGCGUCAAAUCGACUCGAAGUCUGAAGUUAUUCGCAAGUAUUUUGUCGUACGGAGGCUUUUAAUUUGGCACAAGCAAGUAGGGCUUCAGCUAAUGAUGAAUGGAUGAAUCGUCUAAGCACGAUACGACGUAUCACGCUUAGACGAUUCAUCCAUUCAUCGUUUGGGACAUUUGUUAGGGACAUUUGCUUGUAGGGCUGCAACUAAUGAUGAAUCGAUGAAUACAUCGUAUCGUGCUUAGACGAUUCAUCCAUUCAUCGUUAGUUCACAAUAUUGAGGUACUUUCUGUCUCUCUAGUUGCAGUUUUUUCUUGACUAUCGUUCCCUCAUGUCAUUAUAAGCUGAAUAUAUGUCGUUGGGACACCUGAGCUGAUCAGUUUGGCUCAUUAAAGGCUGUUAAAACCUGUAAAAAUCUUCAUGUACAGUUUAGAGAAACAACAGUGACGUGUUUCUAGAAGAACGGCUCAGACUUUAAAACAAAAACUAUCAUUUCUCCGUCAGUUUCCUCUUAAUUCCACCUGGUUGUCCAUGAAUGUGACUCGAGAAUAAAAACAGCGACUCCUGUAGAUAAAACUCAUUUGGACAAAAGCUUUUUUCUACUUUUCUAUUUAUUUCUUGCUCUCUAACGUCGGUUUGUGUACAAUCAUGUAAACUAAAGCGUUCCUUUCUUUAAUCUCUGUGAUGUUUAAUGGACACAAUGACCAGAUGGAAGUCAUGAAUUGAGCCCGUCUGUUCGUUUUUUGAGCUUUGACGACGAUGAAUGAAUGUUUUAACGUCCAGUCUUCAGAGUGAAGCUGCUGAAGCUGAACCCACAGAGUGUUUCGGAGCCUCGUGGCCUUUUUAUUUUUCUCUCUCUUUGUUUUCUCAGCAGUCUAGAGAUGAUACACACACCUCAUAGUUGCAUCAGUGCUGUGUAUUAACCUGUUUUCAGUGUAUUUCUGGUCUUUUGUUGCUGUAUAAUGCUCUUCAGACCAAACCACCGUGUUGAAAACAACUCUUUUACUAAUAAAGGCUCUUUUUUUGAUCAACA
This is a messenger RNA of Amphiprion ocellaris (clown anemonefish), 4315 nucleotides long. It is a transcript of the gene ccdc82, whose product is annotated as coiled-coil domain containing 82. The record is from RefSeq and is a predicted model, not a curated record. NCBI's taxonomy places the organism in Eukaryota, Metazoa, Chordata, Actinopteri, Pomacentridae. The transcript has 2 exons. The coding region runs from base 319 to 1014 and encodes 231 amino acids.